Messenger RNA from Geosmithia morbida, 927 nucleotides. RefSeq lists its product as uncharacterized. The transcript has a single exon. Bases 1 to 927 code for a protein of 308 amino acids. Lineage: Eukaryota; Fungi; Ascomycota; Sordariomycetes; Hypocreales; Bionectriaceae. The record is from RefSeq and is a predicted model, not a curated record.
AUGGUCUUCGCCUUCCUCCUCGGCGGCUUCGUCAAGCGUGGCGUCAGCAUGGUCAUCCUCCAGGUCCUGCGGGUGUGCACCAUCAUCGUCCUGGGCACCGCCGUCGUCUCCUUCUGGGCCCUGGCCGUCAAGAUCAACAUGACAAAGGCCUACUUCGUCUUCGACGCCGCCUCCCUCGUCUUCAUGAGCGCCGUCUCCCUGUUCCUCGCCAUCUCCGAGCUCCCCUUCGGCAAGCGCUUCUUCGAGCAGCACUGGCCGGCCUUCUCGCCGCGCCACGGCCUGGGCUGGCUCGGAUUCGCCCUCGUCAUGGUCGGCUGCGACAUCCUGGGCAAGCUCAACAACCCCAAGAUGCAGGCCGACGACCUGGGCAUGCCCUGGUGGCGCCUCGUCCUGGCCUCGGGCAUCCUCAACCUCGUCUUCGGUCUGCUCAACGUCGUCGCCACCUUCGCCCUGCAUGACUGGCUCGGCGGCCAGAACGUCCGUGUGAUCCGCACCAUCGGCGCCGCCUCGGCCGACGCCUCCAACCCGUCGAAGGAAUACGACGUCGGGAGCGCCUACGCAUCCUCGUCGUCCGGCGGCGGCGGGAGGAAGACCCUGGCCGGUCGCGUCUUCGGCUUCGCUCUCGGCAAGGCCAAGCAGAAGGCCGGCAUGGCCAGCGGCGGUCGUGGUGGGGGCAAGAACGCUUCUUCCUCGCUUCCCCGCUUCGAAAUCAGCCAUCCUAUUCCUCACGGCAAGGAGUCCGAGGACAGCAGCCGUGUCGCUGCCCACGACGCACACGACGACCCCUCCCACAACGACUACGACGAGUCCCAGACCAGCCCCAUCCAGCCCGGUCUCGCCCGUCCGAGCAAUGCCUUUCACCCGGCUUUUUGGAAGGGAAGGCCGGCUAGUAGCCGGUACUCGGAGGCCAACAUGUCGCGGUUCUAG